Phoenix dactylifera (date palm) is the source of this 2167-nucleotide messenger RNA. RefSeq names its product receptor homology region, transmembrane domain- and RING domain-containing protein 1-like. The record is from RefSeq and is a predicted model, not a curated record. Lineage: Eukaryota; Viridiplantae; Streptophyta; Magnoliopsida; Arecales; Arecaceae.
UAUCAGUAUUUAGGUUUUUUUUUUUCCCCCACUUCGCCCCGACAGCGUCUAUAACGUAUUAAUUUCUCCUGUUUUCGCGCCAUUAAUCGAAUUAAUUAAACAAUAAUUAGAGAACUCUAGGUGGCCAGGCGGAUAGGCUUGAAGCCGCGAAGAGAGAUCGGGCUUUCCCCUGCCCGCGUGUUCCGCCGCCUUCUGCCAGCGCGAUCCGCCGCCUUCCGUGUACCAGCGCUCUCCCUUUCGAUCCCCCUGGCUCUCAUGGAAGCCGAUGUUUCUAUUGUCGUAGUCCCUAGGAUUCUUCUCUUCAUCCAGACACCUCAGAAUCUGAAUUGGCGGUGGGUCGUUUCGGUUUGAUGAAAUAAAGGUUGGAUUUCGAAGUGAUUAGAAGUAUAGGGUGGUAAAUACAGUGUUAAACCGAAGUGUUUUUUUGUGAGCUUGUCGAGAUGGGGUUGUUGAAUUCCAAGGGAAGUGCGCUAUUUGUAGGCACUCUUCUCUGUCUGCUGGUUGGGUUUGCAGCUGCGAACGUGGUGCUGAUUGGGAGGAACGUGUCAUUGUCAUUCGAAGAUGUCGAAGCAACUUUUGCACCGACAGUGAAAGGGUCUGGUGAAUGUGGUGUAUUACAUCUUGCUGAGCCUCAAGAUGCAUGCACUUCAUUGACAAAUAAAGUUGAAGAGGGCCCAAAUCCUCCAUUUGUGUUGAUCAUAAGAGGAGGAUGCACAUUUGAUGAUAAAGUUAGACAUGCAGAAAAUGCCGGAUUCAAGGCUGCUAUUGUAUAUGACAAUGAAGAUAGCGACGUCUUGAUUUCAAUGGCAGGAUCUCCGGGUGGCAUUCAUAUACCUGCUGUGUUUGUCUCUAAGGCCUCAGGCAAGAUACUGAAGGAAUAUGUAGGCCGUGCAGACGUCGAGUUGUGGAUAAUACCAACAUUUGAAAGUUCAGCAUGGUCAAUUAUGGCUAUCUCCUUCAUUUCACUCCUCGCCAUGUCUGCUGUGCUGGCUACAUGCUUUUUUGUGCGCAGACACCGCAUAAGGCGUGAACAGCCUAGCAUUCCUAAUGUCCGAGAGUUCCAUGGGAUGAGCAGUCAACUAGUCAAAGCAAUGCCAAGUCUCAUAUUCACGUCUGUUUUGGAAGAUAAUUGCACUUCAUCAACGUGUGCUAUCUGCCUAGAAGACUAUAGAGUUGGAGAGAAGCUUAGAAUAUUGCCAUGCCGUCACAAGUUCCAUGCAUUUUGUGUUGAUUCCUGGCUCACCACCUGGAGAACAUUCUGCCCUGUUUGCAAGCAAGAUGCCAGAGCAGGCAUAGCCAAUCUUCCAGCUUCCGAGUGCACCCCAUUACUCUCUUCUGGUGUGGCAAUUCCUUCCUCAACUGCUGCACUAUCAUCAUUCCAUUCAUCUGUGGCAUCAUCUCCAUCUUCCAAUAUACAAAUUGCUUCCACACCUCCUCAGUCAGAAUCAACUUCUCGAUCUCCAUUCCUUUCUAUUCCUCCUCGUAUUCCUCACCCACAUAGGUCCUAUAAUCACUCACGAGCUAUCAGUAUAAGCAGAAGCUCUGCUGACCUUAGAAAUGCUUCAUCUCAUAGAUCCCGCUCCUCUCAUAUAGUCUCCCCACACUCCAUGGAUUUUCCUUUGUCUUCACCCAUCCAUUCAAGAUUCACAUCCCCUUACAUUCCUGGUUCGAGUAAUGCAUCUCCAAGCUAUCUUGCUGGGUCAUCCAGUCGACUGUCAUACCUCCGGCAUUGCAGGGAGUCGGGGGCAAGUCUGUCUGCUUUAGCCUCAGCACCAUCUUUGCCCGGAUGUUGAUUUUGCUCAAUUUCUGGAGGGAGUUCUCAAACUGGUUACAACCCCAAAUUUGCGGCUUAUGAUACACCAUGCUGGGGUACGGGAAGGCAGCAAUGGGCGUGUCAGUUCAAGGGUGCAGCAUCAGUUCGUCAUACCAUAAAGAAAUGGCUGUUUCAGGAUCCUUGUGACAAUCUUGUUUGUUACUGAUUGUUGGUUUUAUUUAAUGAGUUUAUUAUAUUGAGUGUGAACUGAACAGUCAUCCUUGUCUUGCGAGAUUGAGAAAUGCUUACUGUAGAUGCUUGUCGUUAUUUGCUUUGGAAUUGAAUAUCUGGACAUAGGAGGGCUCAUUUUUCAAGCUUGGAUUUCUCAAUCUUCAUUCUUCUGUGAUUAAAAAU